ACGGCGUGGCGCGGUGACGUAAUGACACGGGCUCUUAAUCUAAUUAUGUUCUAAAACAUGUAAAACGGGAACAUGACAGGAGUAUUCUAAAAGCGACUCAUGUAAACACCUUAAUCACAUUAUUAUCUUAAUCAGAGUAAGGUCAAUAAUUAGAUUACUGCUGUCCAUGUAAACGUAGUCACUGUCUCAAAGCAGCUUUACAGAAAUAUCAACACGGUAUACAGAUAUUAAAGGUGCGGAUUUAUCCCAACUGAGCAAGACACUGAGUGGCGAUGGUGGUGAGGAAAAACUCCCUAAGAUGUUAAGAGGAAGAAACCUUGAGAGGAACCAGACUCAGAAGGGAACCCGUCCUCAUCUGGGUAACGACAUAUAGUGUGAAAAAGUUCACACUAUCUGUUGUGAUACACCCUAAUCUUUACAAUAAUUGUCCUGGGAUUUUUAACGACCACAGAGAGUCAGGACUUCUGUUUAACAUCUCAUCUGAAAGACAGUGCUGUUUUUACAGUAUAGUCUCCCCGUCACUAUACUGGGGCAUUAGGAACCACACAGACCACAGGGUGAGCACCUCCUUCUGGCCUCAGUAAUACCACUUCCAUCAGCAACCUUGGUUUUCCCCAGGAGGUCUCCCAUCUAGGUACUGACCAGGCUCAAUGUUGCUUAGCUUCAGUGGGACACCAAGCAAGAACUGCAGGGUGAUAGGGCUUACAUCUGUAAGAGUGGUCUGUCUGGCUCUAGAUGAGAGGAAGUGACAAGAGGAAGUGGAUAUUUUUGACACUUCAUAUACCCUGGGUGUUGGAACAGGUUUCGCAAACAACUGUGCUUUGGUCUGUUCUUCAAACUUUAAGUAUUGUAUGUGCAGCAAAAAGAAUUUCUGCUUUUCAUGAAGAAGAAAUGGCCAAAACAGAAACUCCGCCUCUUCAGAUGCAUGGGAGAGAAGAAAAAAAAAAUCAGCUAUCAUGAAGUCUUCAGCUUCGUCAUGAUAAGACAGCAGCACUGUUUGUAAUCAACACCCAACUGACCCACGCCUCAAGGACCAGGAUGCUGAGGCGUCGUCUCACUUUAAUUCUUGUCAGUGUACUUGGAGCUUCUCUGCUGGUUGAUGGCGCUAAUAUACGACUCGCUGGUGGCAGUCACUCCUGUGCUGGUAGAGUGGAAGUCUAUCAUAAUUACCGCUGGGGAACAGUGUGUGAUGAUUACUGGGAAAUAAAUGAUGCGCAGGUGGUGUGUAGAGAGCUUGGAUGUGGUAAGGCUGUCAGUGCUCAUCAAAGUGCCCACUUUGGUCGCGGAAGUGAUCCAAUAUGGCUGGAUGAUGUUCGGUGUUCUGGAAGUGAAAGCACCAUCACACAGUGCACUCAUAGAGGAUUUGGUACACACAACUGCGGCCAUGAUGAAGAUGCUGGUGUUACUUGCUCAGACCAGGUCAGACUGAAUGGUCCGAGUAACUGCUGUGGUCGAGUGGAGAUCCAGCACAAUGGCCGUUGGGGAACAGUGUGUGAUGAUGACUGGGACUUAAAGGAUGCAGAGGUGGUGUGUAGACAGCUUGGAUGUGGUAAAGCUGUCAGUGCUCCUCCUAAUGCCCGCUUUGGUGAGGGAAGUGAACCAACCUGGCUGGAUGAUGUUCAGUGUAAUGGAACUGAGAGCUACAUAGAUCACUGCUCACACAGUGGAUUUGGAGUAGAGAACUGUGGACAUGAAGAAGAUGCUGGAGUCGUGUGCUCAAACUUGCAGACUCCCACAUUGACUCGGAUCUCCCCAAACUCUGUGGUCUCACCUGGAGAAGUCCUUCAGUUCAGAUGUACUACACCCAGCCCAUCAUGCAUCUCUGUAGACUUCAGUUUGUAUAAAACUGGGACAUCAGUAAAGAAGCAAACUGUAGAGACUACAACAACAUUUACUCUGACUGUAGAUGCCUCACAUCAGGGCCAGUACACCUGUGACUACUCAUACAGGGAAAGCGCCUCCACAUCAUCCAGGAGCAGCUCCAUCACCAUCACUGUGGUUAACCUGCAGCAACCCAAUAUCUCCUUCAGUGCUGCUGGUGGACCAGAAGUGACAAGGGGCUCCAGCUUCUCCAUCAUGUGCUCCACUGAACCUCAGUAUCCAGGAGGUUCCUUCCACUUGAAGUUCAGUGGAUCCAACAUCACAAGAACUCAGUCGGCUGUUAACCACUCAGCCGUCUUCCUGUUUCCUGAGGCAGAUUUUGUCCAUCAGGGAAACUACAGCUGUACUUAUGAAGUUACCGUGUCUUCACGCACCUUUACCUCCACUACCACUGAGCUGCUGGAAAUCACUGUGAAAGCAUCUCUGGCUCUAUACAUUGGUGUUGGAGUGACAGCAGGACUGCUUCUCGUCUUAGUUCCAAUCAUCAUUUGCUUUGUGAAGACACAGAAAAGACGGAAAUCUCAGGUGGAUAAGACGAAGGAUUCACAGCGUGCCAAAAACACAUAUGAGAGUCCCCAAGGAGAGAUUGAGACAGAUGACGAAGCUGAUUAUGAAAACACAGAAACCAUUUUCCACCAGAAGGAAGACUCAGAGGACUCGGAUAAUGAUUACAUUAAUGUUGAUGCUGAUGAACAAAGAAGUGAUGUGGACAAUGACUAUGAAGAUGUAGAUAUUUAUGCAAACUAUGUAGCAUAGAGUGAAAAAAAACAAUUAACAAAUAUCCACAGUGCACAAACAAUAACAUGGUUAAAUUGGAUCAUUUUCCAUUGUUAAGAUAUAACCACUGUUAAUUAGAGAUGGUUUAAUUAAUAUGGACUUCAGAAUCAGUUUGUUAUUUGCUCAUUAGUCUUUUCAGAUGUAAAUAUAUUAAAAUUUUUAUUUUUAUUUUCUUACUGGUUUCAUACUUGACAUUACAAUAGUUUAUUAUUAUUUUUUUAUUAUUUUUUUUAUUUAUUUAUUUUUUAUAAUUUUAAUAUUAAACAUUGAAAUGCAUCAAGAUUAAAAUAAUCACUCAGUGUUUUCAAGAAACCAAUGACAGAUGCAGAAAUAUAUAUAUAUAUAUAUAUAAUAUUUCCAAUGAGGCUAUUCACAUGACAUUUUCACCAGAUUUUGGUAUUAACUUAUUAACUUAAGAAAUUCAAACAUUAAAGUCCAUAAAUGAAGUUAUGUGUAAUAAAGAGGAAUGACACAGGAAAAAAAGAAUUAAACACGCUAACUGAAAUGUAUUUAAUACUUAGUGGAGAAGCCGUUGUUUUUAAUGACAGCUUCAAGACGCUUCCUGUAUGAAGAAAUUAAUGGGCUGCAAUAUUCAGGUGUGAUUUUGGCCCGUUCUUCUAAACAUAUUGUCUUUAAAUCUUAUUCAAUUGGAUUCAAGUCAGGUGAUUGACUGGGCCAUUCUUUUCUUAACAUGUUCAACACUUUUUUCCUGUGUCAUUCACCUUUAUUACACAUAACUUUAUGUAUGGACUUUAAUGUUUUGAAUUCUUUAUAUUUCCAGAUUUCUUGAGUAAUACUGAUGUCUGGUGAAAAUUUCAUGUGAAUAACCUCACUGGAAAUAUAUUUACUGAGAAGAAUAAUUUCCCCCACUGUG
Messenger RNA from Ictalurus furcatus (blue catfish), 3532 nucleotides. RefSeq names its product deleted in malignant brain tumors 1 protein-like. Lineage: Eukaryota; Metazoa; Chordata; Actinopteri; Siluriformes; Ictaluridae. The transcript is spliced from 8 exons. The record is from RefSeq and is a predicted model, not a curated record. Gene Ontology annotation, cellular component: membrane. Bases 1039 to 2637 code for a protein of 532 amino acids.